AUGCCCCUGAAGAAGGAUGCUCACCAUCUGCAUAAGGUUGGCCAUUGGAUGCCAGCAGAUCAUGUCGCUCAGCGGGAGUGGCUCGGAGGAGUGAUCGAUAAAGUUGACAAUAGCGACAAGUCUCUCCAUCCGGUCCUUCAAGAAUUUAAGGAGUUGAUUGAAAGCAACACCAGGGUCUACAUGCUCCUAACAGGCAUGUUUAGAGAGGUCCCGCACAAGAAACCAUACAGCAAAGAUCCAACUGGCACGGCGCAGAUCCGUGACUAUGACCAUUUCUUACAAGUUCUCAAUCAUCUUCUCACCUCGGCCCCGUCAUGGACCGACAAAGCCCAUCGAGUCGGACUGGUCGGGUUACCCAUCAAUGCCGUUCUUGACUGGGCAAUGGGAACUCCCAGUGGAUAUGCUGCCUUCCUAGACCCGGAAAUCAAUGCCAUGCUGAAGAAAGUCCUCAAUGCGUGGGGAGAGUUUUUGCGGUCACCCGCUUCUGCAGAAGUUUUGAACAACACCUCCCAUGGUUGGUUCGGUGAGACAGGCCACCGCGACCUGACAAUUGCAGCAAGAGUCGGUCCAACAGCGGCGGAGAACUUGCAAUUCCAGGACAUGUUCCAGUGCGACCCCUCUGCGCCGAACUUUGGCUUCAAAUCCUGGGACGAUUUCUUCACAAGACAAUUUUCUGAAGGAAUGCGCCCGGUUGCCGAGCCAGACAAUGGUCGCGUGAUUGCCAGUGCGUGCGAGUCCAAGCCAUACCGACUCGCUCACAACGUUCGGGCUCGUGAUCAUUUUUGGAUCAAGACUCAACCGUAUUCUGUGCUUGAUAUGCUGGGUCAUGACGAGCUUGCCCAGAAGUUCGUCGGCGGUACGGUGUAUCAGGCAUUCCUGAGCGCUCUGAGCUAUCACCGUUGGCAUGCCCCUGUCAGCGGAAAGGUCGUAAAGGCCUACGUCAUUGACGGCGCUUACUAUUCCGAACCGCUAUUCGAAGGUGUUGGAAACCCGCAGGCUCAUACCGCGGAAAUAGAUUUAGAAGGACAGGUCAUCUCACAGUCGUAUAUCACUGCAACUGCUACCCGUGCUCUCAUUUUCAUCGAGGCUGACGAGCCUUCUAUCGGAUUGAUGGCGUUUAUCGGCGUGGGAAUGGCAGAAGUUUCUACCUGUGAGAUUACGGUCAAAGAAGGUGAUCAUCUCAAGAAGGGUGACGAAAUUGGCAUGUUCCACUUUGGCGGGUCUACUCAUUGUUUGCUUUUCCGGAAGGGCGUCAACGUGUCUGGAUUCCCCGAGGCAGGAGGAGAGGAGAAUGUGCCUGUUCGGAGUCAUUUGGCUAUAGUGUCUUGA
Messenger RNA from Penicillium cataractarum, 1329 nucleotides. RefSeq lists its product as uncharacterized. The transcript is spliced from 2 exons. Lineage: Eukaryota; Fungi; Ascomycota; Eurotiomycetes; Eurotiales; Aspergillaceae. Gene Ontology annotation, cellular component: mitochondrion. The coding region runs from base 1 to 1329 and encodes 442 amino acids. The record is from RefSeq and is a predicted model, not a curated record. Gene Ontology annotation, biological process: phosphatidylethanolamine biosynthetic process. Gene Ontology annotation, molecular function: phosphatidylserine decarboxylase activity.